Messenger RNA from Solenopsis invicta (red fire ant), 7185 nucleotides. RefSeq names its product probable serine/threonine-protein kinase kinX (gene Cep164). NCBI's taxonomy places the organism in Eukaryota, Metazoa, Arthropoda, Insecta, Hymenoptera, Formicidae. Bases 210 to 4331 code for a protein of 1373 amino acids. The record is from RefSeq and is a predicted model, not a curated record. Gene Ontology annotation, molecular function: protein binding. The transcript is spliced from 11 exons.
CCGCCUACGUUCAAGCUGAAUUCAACAUUGACCGUCGACGGGGACGAGCUUCGCGCAGUGCAAAAGGCGCGUACGUAUCGUGUACUAUAAUAUGGAAAAAUGAAUCAGGCCCUAUGCGCCGUCAUUUUCCCGUUUAUCGCACGGAUAUGGAGAACGUAACCGCGUAAUGCAAACAUUACGUUUACGGGGUGUUGGGGUGCAACGUUAGCAUGAGCAUUUCUCAAGACAGCGUUGCUACGAUUGUGUGCAGGGAGGUUUUCGAUGAGACAUCUCAUCCGACGAACGAAGAGUUACUGGAAUAUGCGAAACGUUUGGGAAUUGAUCCUGAUGCGGAACCACACCUUCUGGACUUGGCCCGUGAAGGUCUUAUGGCAGCCCUGCCUAAGGGAUGGUCUCCGUGCUUCCAUGAAGCUAGUGGUGCCUGGUAUUAUUACCAGGCAUCCACCGGCACCACCACCUGGGAACAUCCCCUAGACGCAGUUUAUAAAGAACUUGUGGAACAAGCUAGAUCUGGCAACAAGAGGCAAAUGAGCCUUGAAGAAGAUUCGAAAACUACGGCAAAAGAUUUAGAGUCUCACGAGGACGCAACUUUACCGAAAGAAACUAUUAUUCCAAAAGAAAUGGUUAAAGAAACUAUUCAUACAAAAACUGGCAUAGCGAGUACUAAAAUUCCUAUGAAACUAGCACCUCUACGAAAAGUCGACAGAAUCGACAGUUCGCGCAGAAAGGAUCGUCCCUCCUCCUUCGAUAGACUUCAAUCGAGAAGGGAAAGUGAUUCGAAAUCCGACAAUGCAAUAUCCUUGUCGAGCGAUCGGGCCGCAAGGGAUUAUACAAACUUGAAAUUUCAAGACCCAAAAUUUUACGAGUGUCCUAAAUUGCUUGAGACAAGAGAUACGAUAGCAACAGCCACAACAACCGUGACAACACCGGCAAAAAAAGAGCUUGAUCUAAAAGAAGUACUAAAGAGAUCUGAAUCGUUGAGUCCGUGGCACGAAAAAGAUUGGGAACAGCUCUCGAGUAAGUUCAGUUCAGAAGAGAAUAUAAUCGACAUCGAUAAACUCAGCGCCAGUACGUUAGCAAGGCCGGAAAAAUUUGAAAAAUUUGACAAAGAGAAACAUCCGAGUCAAUUGGGUCAACAAAAAGAGUUGACUCUUAGUGGUGGUGGUUCAAUGUUUUUAAAAAGUAAUAGGAGCAGAGAUACCACACCUAGUCAAGAUGGCGGCAAAUUGGAGGACUUUCGGGCAUUGACGAUUUCUGACGAAACUAAUAACACUAUUGGUUUGGACAGACCUAAGUCCAUUCUAAGGGAGAAACAGCUUGAAGAUGACGAUAGACCAUUAGAUGAGGAACGCAAAAGUGUGCGCUUUGACUUGGAAAAGGAAUUCAACAUUAAUUUCACAUAUUCAGAAUCCGAGGAUGAUUGGGACCCCGAAUCUGAAGAUAAGAAUCCACGAAUAUCGGCUACAAUCAAUGAUAAAAUUACUGAUUCCAUUCUAUCUCCGUGGAAAUCAACGUUAGAAAAUUGCAAGAACAACAACGACGACGACGACGAUGACGACGACCACGACGACGACGACGACGACCACGACGACGACGACGACGACGACGACGACGACGACGACGACAACGACGACGACGACCACGACGACGACCACGACGGCGACGACGACGUCGACGACAAGAAUGAUUAUUCUAAUGGGAAAGAACGGAAUAAAAUGGAUUCAGAAAGCAACAAGCAAAAUUUGUCUAUAGAAAACGUCAAAUCUAUGUCAAAAACUGCGAAAAUAGUUGGCAAGAGAUUCCUCGUGCAAAACGUUUCGGAAAAUGAACAUCGUAGUCAAAUGACGAAGACUAAUCUAGAAAGGGACAAUAGUUUUGAUUAUAUGCCUAAUAAAUUAGGUGAAAAAGUGAAAAACAUCGAUAUAGUGUCAAAGAGCGAAACAGAUUGCAGCACUGCAAAAAGUAGUGAUUCCGAUGAUAUACGCAAAACAAAAUUAAAUUUUGAAAAAGCAAGACACGCGACAAAUCGCUUAUUAAAUCGACAACUCGAAGAUGACGAGUCACCUGAUAUGUCGAGAUUUAACCAGAAUUAUGCACAAAAAGAACGAUUUGUUCGACCCAAGUUGGAAUAUUCUCGAAGUAUUGACGAUAUGAAGGUGAAAAUGAAUAGAGAACACGAGGAAGAAAUUGAAGCUUUCAGGAUCGAACUCGAUAUCAAGCUGCAGGAAAGGAAGAGGGAACUUGAGGAAAACUUUGCACAACAGAAAAUUUUAAUACAACAAUUUCUGGAUCAAAGAUUGCAGGAAAUGAAAGAGGAAAUGGCACGAAAGGAAGAACAGGAGAUACAAGUAUUGAUCACUGAAAUGGAUCAAGCUAGAAUGGAAAAUUUGAAAAAGGUCCGUACGGAACUAGAGGUCUGCUAUGAGAAAGAGAGACAAGAAAUAUUAACCAAUUUAAAGACGGAACUCGACGAGAGAAAAAGGGAACUUUUGGAAUUGAGAAGUCAGGAGAUGGGCAAGCUAGAAAAUGAGCAUGAACGUGACCUCGGCGAAGAAAAGCUCGCAAAACUGAACGAAUAUGAGUUGAGAAAGAAACAUACUGACAGAAUCGAAACCUUAAAGAAAGAACUGGAAAAAGAAUUUGAAGACGUAAGAAAUGAAUUAAGAACGCAACAACGGGAGAAGAUUACUAAAUUCACCGAAGAUCACGAACAAUGUCUGGCCGAAAUUCUUCGAGAUUUUAGAAUGGAUGAAGCUCUCGCUCGUAAGAUGUACAAAGAACGAUUGGAAGAAAUUCGCGCAGAUUUUGCACGGGACACCGAGAAGGAAGCGAGAAAACAGGCCGAGCGAGCUGUUCAACAAGAAAGUAUUGACUUUGAAAAAAUGCGUUGCGAAAAACGAUUACUGCAAGACAAAUAUACGGCGCUUAAGGAGAAGUAUAUGAAAUUGAAGAACGAUGUUCGUCUCGCGGUCGAAAGAAGAAGCAAAAGAAAGGAAGGAUAUACCACGGCUUCGGAAACUGAAAGAUCGACAUCAACUAGAACGAGGACGGACAAGACCGAUUCGUCGGAACAAAAUACUCCGCUGAAGAACGCGCGCUCGAGCCCAGUAACAAACGCGAAAUCGCAGGACAGCCAAAGCGCGAGCGAACAAGUCGAAGAACAAAACUCUCUGGAAAAUUCGAGGAGUCAGAAAGCGGCCGCGGGCUUUCAGAAACACACAUCCGCUGCUACUGGCUUGAAAAGUGCAGCAAAAUUUGAGUCCGACGAUACUACCACCGCCAGCGAGACAAAUCUUAACAUGAUUACGAAGAAAAAGAAGAGCUUCACUAAAAAAGCUACUUCGAGCGCGGGUCGCUCGAACGGCGGUAAUAAUAACAAUGUGGAGAAUUCGGUGGAAAAUAUUAGAAAACAGCUGAAGAAGCUGGAAGAUCUCGGUGACCAAUUACCGAGCAACGAAACGGCCUAUACGGUGCGAUAUCCUUUUCAAGAUAAAGCGCCGGCGAAUGCCUCUUCGGAGUUAGAGUUCUUCCGACACCGGAUGCAUGUGGAGAAGGAUUCGGUGAGGAGGGCUUGCGAGGCGCUGAGACAACAGAAAAGUGCCUUUCAGGGUAGGCAAAGAGCUUGGAAACAACGAAGCGGGAGAGCCACUCUGGAACAACUGGUGCAGGAGGAACGCGAACUUUCUGAUAUGGAGAUUAGUUUGCAUCGCACCAAAAGUCUUUUAGGUGAGAAAAUCAUUCAUCUAAGACACUUGGAACAAUCUCUGGAGCGAGUGGCGAAUGAUAAGCGAAAUGAAAACGAUACUAAAAACGAUGAAUUAAGCGACAUGUCGAGUGCCAGCAGCGGUUUCAGUUCGACUGAUUUAGGUACUGAUACUUUUAUAGAUAAGCCACUAGAUCAUUAUCAAGAAUCUACUGAAAUCAUUGCGAGUUUAGAGAAUUUAAACUCAGAAAUACGAGAGAUUUGGGACGUCUUGAAUAAGCGUCAAGACAGUAACAUACCUCCAACACCGACUCUUAUGUACUCUUAUUUGCGUUGGUUGCGGUUUCAUCAUCUCACCACGCAGCCUAACAGCAUGCAAGGUGCCUUUGGUACGCCCAAUAUACAAUCUAACAUCCUAUCUCAAUUAACUGCAACACAGCCUCCUAUUACCACAACUCAAAAUAUUAUCGCUCAGUACGGACCUAAUAGCGGUUUUAGCACCAGCGUUGGUACAGUCGAGAGAAAUGCCUCAAAUUUGAUGGAAAGGACCAGAAACCUCAGGGAUUGGCUACGCCAAGCUCGCGUCGAAAAUACUGACUUGAUUAGUCCUGGUCAGGCGACUCUUUAAAGGUUUACGUAUAAAAAUACUGCUAUUAUUCCAAUUUGUUUUUCUUUCACAAAGUUAAUCCAUAUUCUCAAAUAAUUUUAAGUUGAUGAUUAAUUGAAGUUGUAGAACUGUUAUUACCAUUGAGAGGUGUGUGUAAUGACGAUAUUUCUAAAUACUUUAUUACCUUUUUAGAAUCAUUUAUUAACUGUGCAAUAUUUAUUAUUAUAGAUAAUUGAUUUUACGUAAAUUAUGAUUAAGAAUUCGUUGAAAAAGAUUUUGAAAAAUAUCAUUUAUAAUUGAAAAUAAUAAUUCCAAGUUGAAACAUAAACGUAUCGAAUUUGUACGAAACUUAAAUUUGCGCUCGCUUGUGACUCAGAAUCUUGUUUCUCUCUUUGCUAAAUCGUCAAAACUAUCGACGAGAAUAUAAAAUGUAUCAUUAUGUGUACGUGUGUGUGUGUGCGUGUGUGUGUGUGUGUGUGUGUGUGUGUGUGUGUGUGUGUGAGUGAUAGAUAAUUCACAUAUGAGCGCGAAUAAAAUUUGACGUGAUAAUUAUAACAUAAAUAUACACGUAAAGUCCAGUAGAUAUUUACAGCAAUGUUUGUAAUAAUUUAAUAAGUUUAAGUCAUGGAAAUUUAAUUGAUUGCACUUUGAUAAAAAUUUAAAUAAUUCUAUUGAUAAUUUUAAUAAAAAAAAUUCCAAAUCAUAAUCAACAGUAUAGCAGUUUAACAUAAUUGUUAUAUAUAUAUAUAUAUAUAUAUAUAUAAAAAUUACAUUUGUCACAUUCAAGAUUGAGACUAUAUACAUAUGUAUAAUACGUGCAAAAAACAUAUAUUGAAGUAUUCACGUAUAUCGAUUUAAAUAAAAUACUAUGCCCGGUAAGACUUUUGAUUUUUUUCACGAAUUCUUCAAAACAAAAUAUUAAAAAUUAUCAUACAAAUAUUAUUGCAUAUAAGAAUUGAAAAGAAAAAAUUAUUCCACAAAGUUUAGUUUCCGCUUUCGUCUUCCAGUUAUUUUAAUUAUUUUACGUACAUAAUACUUUAUCACACCUGCAUAUUUAGUGUAUCCAUGAAUAAUAACAAACACUUUGACACUUUUGAUUAUUAUAUUACAUUAUACGUAUAGAUUUGUAAAUUAAUAAUACAGGGUUGGCGUAUAUAUGCAUAUUUAUGAAUCUGAUGGAUAGUCCCUCUUGUAAAUACAUAUUUCAGAAUCGAGAUUUUCGCACUAUUUAUGCGAUAUAAAUUGCAUAUUAUAAUUAAUGAGUGAGUCAUUUUUUUUAUAACCUGUUGAUUCUCUGUAUAUUUUCAAGAUCGAUUUUUCAAUUAGUAUAUAAAACUUUGUAACAUAUAAAAUAUAACUCUAUGUAGUAUAUUAUACGUUAGUAUAAAAUUAACUGCAUAAGGAAAAUGUAUGGUAUAUCGUAGUGCGCAAUAUUCUAACUACUAAUUGUGAUUUUAUGAAACGUAAAUCAAAAACAUAAAUAUUUCAUCGUAAUAUUUUGUAGAAUAUUUUGCAAAUUUCUAUAUAAUUUGUAUCUUCUAUUAUACAUCUAUAUCUAAAUCAAAUUAUUAAUGUUUAUGUUGUUUGUUUUGUAAAAAAAAAAAUAUUUUUACAAAACAUUAGUAUUGUAUUAUUUACAAAACAUUUUUAAUAAGAUCGCGCGAAAUAUCUCCAUACUUAAACAAUUUACAAAUGCCAAAACUUUCUCUUAAUUAGUAAAUGAUAGAUAUUGUAUUGCGUAGGUUGUGUAAAAUAUGUAUUAAAUAAGUUGAAUAUAUGCCAAAUGUUUGUUGGUCGAUCGAAUUUUUAACGACGACUAUUCCGAAAUAUUGACUAUAAUCAACUUUUAGAGAAAGGCGAUAAAAUAGAGUUAAAAAAAGUAUAUAUAUAUAUAUAUAUAUAUAUAUAUAAAGUAUAUAUAUAUAUAUAUAUAUAUAUAUAUAUAUAUAUAUACACACACAAACAUGUAGCGUUUAUAAAUUAUGUCACAAUGUCGUGAUCUCAUUAGAUGUAUGAUGUAAAUGAAUUGACGAUUACACACUUUGGAAUGUAGAUCUAAUGUCUAGUUGGUUAAAUAAUUAUAAAACUUAAUAUAAUUUCACUAUGUUAACUUGAAACUUCAAGAGAUAUAAAAUUAUACGUACGUGGACAGAAUAUUAUUUUAUUUAAAUUAUAUAAAUAGUGUAGUAUUGUAAGUCACAACAAACAUUUUUUAAAUUUGAGAUAAAUUAUGAUGAAUAUAUAUGUAUAAGAGAUGCAAGAUAUCAUAUGGAAUAAUAUAAACUUUUAUAAUUUACUUAUGUGCCACACGUUGAAGACGGUCAUUAAUGAUAACUUGAUGAGAAUUUUUAACAUUAAUAAACGAAAAAUGAGCAAUAUGAAUAGACAAUCUAUAUAAAAUAUACAAUUAUAUUUAUAUGUGCUCAAUGUUUUGUUCAAUUUUCGUAUUUCAUUAUAUUGUUAUAUAAAUUUAAAAUUAUUAAGAUCGAUGUAAUCGAUAUUAUGCGAUGUCAGUGACCUACUAACAUUACAAUAAAGAAUAAUUUAUUUAAUUGUAACAGUAGACGAAUUAAAAGUUAAUUAUAAUUUAAAGUAAAGUACAGAUAAAUUCUAGAUUCCAAAGUGUAGAGAUUCUUUAUAUUAGCGCCGUCCUUAUUACAUCGUAAAUAUUUUUUAUGCGUUCUAAUGAAUAUAUUAAUUAGUAUUAAUUAUACAGCAAAUGAACAUAGAUUAUGAUAAUUAUUGUAUUUGAUUUAUCUUUACAAUGUUAUUUCUAUUUAUACAUUGUGCAAUCAUUGUCGCGCAUUUCGUGCUUACACGAUUGUUGUGCCAUGAAAAAUAAUAUAGCAACGUAAAUCUUAUAUACGCAACACAA